This is a messenger RNA of Alternaria arborescens, 681 nucleotides long. RefSeq lists its product as hypothetical. Bases 1 to 681 code for a protein of 226 amino acids. The transcript has a single exon. The record is from RefSeq and is a predicted model, not a curated record. Lineage: Eukaryota; Fungi; Ascomycota; Dothideomycetes; Pleosporales; Pleosporaceae.
AUGCUUGAUCUUUAUCUUAUAGCUCCUGAAGAUCCUCUACUUACAUUGCAAACAGCGGACGAUUCAUACACGAACUAUGACGAAUUUGCACCAUUCACCAACAACACACCUGGGUUAGACAAAUCAUAUUCUUACAAUCUUGGACAGCUAUUUCAUGCUUACUGGACUUGCGUGAACGGAUUCUAUGCCCUGACUGGCGGGUUGAUUAAUGCCACGUCUUACACUGACGACAAUACGAGUCUCGCUGGUCUAGCAAUGAACCAAACUAAAAACACGACAGAAAGAUUCAAGACAAGAGCUUGGUCCACUGUAGGGACCAAGAACACCGAAGAGAUUGUUAUUCAAGCGCAUAAAAGUUGGGCCACGGUGUUGGGAUAUGCGUCAUCCCUUUUGAUCCUCGCGAGCCUCAUUCCUGCGGUUUUUCGCACGUUCCUAACGAACGGUCCGGACAUCAUGAUGAACAUGUCGAGCCUUGUGAUGAGGGAUAAUUCUUACGUAGCACUACCACCUACUGGAUCGUUUCUCGAGGCUUCAGAACGGGCUCGUAUUCUCAAAGACGUCAAAAUACGAUUCGGAGACGCGAAGAGUACCUCUGAGGUGGGCAGGCUCGCAGUAGGCUCCAUCGGAGAUUCUGGAGGAUGGACGAUUAAACGUGUGAAAAGGCACCGACUGUGUGAAUAA